UUCUACUGAACAGAACCAUGAAGCUGGGCGUGAAGAUUCAACUUGUGAACUUCUGCUUUCAAGUUUUUAACUUCAUCUUCCUGGCUCUGGGCUGCAGUGUGUGUGGCUUCGGACUCUGGAUCCUGUUUGAUGGAGGAGACCUGCUGACCAUCGACGCCUCAGACGAGCUGCAAAUCGUGGGGGCGGGGCUAACGCUGAUUGGUCUGGUGGUAUUGGCGGUCAGUGUGGUCGGGAUUGUAGGCGCCGUCAGAGACAUCAGAGUCCUGCUGCUGGUGUACAUGGGCUUCCUCCUGGUGCUGGUCCUGGGUCAGCUGUUCAUCACCCUGCUGCUGCUCAUGAACAGGGACCAGAUGGAACACAGUCUGGAUCAGACAGUGAAGCGGAUCAUCUCGGACUACGGAGGUCCUGAGGGUUCCACACUGAUGGACAGGAUCCAGAUCUCCGAAGGUUGCUGCGGCAGGACGGGCCCUUCUGAUUGGCUGCAGAACGACUUCCUCCAGAACCGGACCGAUCUGGACCUGCUGCCUUGUUCCUGUUUCAGGGCGAGUCGCCCAGCAGCCGGCUCGCCCUGGUGCUCCGGAAAGAACCUCACCGGGGGGCACGGGGGGGGCGGGUCUUAUGAGGAGGGCUGCAAAGAGAAGGUCACCGAUUGGCUGCAGGCAAACCUCCUGACCUUCGUGGGCAUGGAGGUCUCUCUCAUGCUGGUCCAGGUGGUCCAGUUCGCCCUCGCCGUGUCUCUGUACCGGGCGCUCGGCAGGAAGGACGACCAGCUGUCGGACCCUGAAGAUGACCAGAACUACGGGGACCAGGACUACGGGGACCAGGACUACGGGGACCAGGACUACGGGGACCAGGACUACGGGGACGGAGACCCCGCCCACACCGGUUAUCGCCGUGACUACCAGGACUAUAAGUAAAUGUACCGGGUCGCCGACGGGCUUCUUCCACCACAACAACAACAACAACAACAACACCUUCAUGGAUAACUCUCAGCACAGUCCUGAUUGGCCCGUCACAGAGGAGACAUCGUGAUGCGUU
Messenger RNA from Pseudoliparis swirei, 1038 nucleotides. Its product is annotated as CD82 antigen. Gene Ontology annotation, cellular component: membrane. The coding region runs from base 18 to 917 and encodes 299 amino acids. The record is from RefSeq and is a predicted model, not a curated record. Lineage: Eukaryota; Metazoa; Chordata; Actinopteri; Perciformes; Liparidae. The transcript has 8 exons.